Messenger RNA from Plasmodium knowlesi strain H, 3411 nucleotides. RefSeq names its product conserved Plasmodium protein, unknown function. NCBI's taxonomy places the organism in Eukaryota, Apicomplexa, Aconoidasida, Haemosporida, Plasmodiidae. The transcript has a single exon. Bases 1 to 3411 code for a protein of 1136 amino acids. The record is from RefSeq and is a predicted model, not a curated record.
AUGAAAGUGCUCGUGCCUUUCUACAUGUCCAUCUGUGUGUUCGCAAUAUUUGUCGUUUUUAACAACUCCUCGUUUUACCUCCUCCCCUGUGAUGCCUUUCCAUUUGGGGUUUCUGAAAAUAAAUACAUUCAAUCUUUCCCCGAUUUUCAACUCUUUUACGAGUAUGUGGAUAUCCGAAAUGAUGAUUCCCCCUCCGAAUUGGGUGGCGCGCAGAAGGAAAGGAAGAGAACGAGAAAAGUGCUAUUCCAUUCCGAUAAAAUAAACUUUUAUAAGAAUUGCGAAGUCAGUAACGAUGCACAUAAUGAAGAGGAUGGUGAAAAUAAUUAUGAGAAGAGCGUCGUACAUGAUUACGUAGAAGAUUAUCCUGAGGAAAAUCGUAGAAACUGUAUCCGUACCGAUGGAGAAGGAAUCUCAAGUGAACUAAUUCAGAACAAAUGUGCUGCUAUGGGGUUAAGAAUUUAUGACCGCCUGAGUCAGAUGCUCAGUUGGUGCCUCCCCCAUUGUUUCAACAUUGGCAAUGGAUUCGAAACAACCCAUUUAGGUUUCCCUGAUUCUUCCUACUUUGGUGGAAAGCGAAUUCUCACGUGUAAAGACCACUCUGAACAAUGGAAGCUGGACAGACAAAUAAGCAAGAGUAGCGAUAAGUGGAGUAAGGACGGAGCAGAGGUUGAACAUUCCCCCUCUAACGAGCUGUGCCAAAAUAGCCAGCAGAACCUGAUCCAAGAAAUUUACGAAUACGAGAUUUACCCAUUUCUGAAAAGAUUCCUCACGAAGAACUUGCACAAAGGAUCCCCUGAUGUUAUUAACAAAUCGGAGACAUAUUUUUCCGAUUGCACAGGAGGGAUUACUUCCCAGAGGAAAGAAAACAUUCAAGUAGGGGAAAAGAUGGUGUUGUACCACUCUUCCCGUCAACAUCGAUACGAUAUAUUGAAUCAGUCCAAAGGGGUCCACAAGAAAAAGAAGAAGAAGCAUAAAAAAAGAGGGAAGGAAAAGAAACCCGAUGGGAUGACAAAAAUGCACACAAGAAGAAAGAAUUCUAACCUAGAACAGGAAGAACAUAAGAAUGAUAUCCACAUUCCUGCAGAACUAAAUUAUGUCUACAGCAUAAAGAAGAAGGUGUUGCGCAACUUUGCCUUCGCAAAUAUAUUAAAGAAAUACAUUCAUUACAAAUAUCAUUCCAACGGAUUGGUUAAGGUGGGAAAAGAUGGGACAUAUCGUGACCACUCCGAGGGGAAGGCAAGGAGCCGCUUCACCCCCUUUCUGGAACAACAUUACGGGAAAAGCAGAUCCAGAGAAAAAACUGGACAGAAAAAGUAUAUCCACAAGGAACGCAUCUACUUUAUCAACAAAAAAGCCAUUAUCAUCCUAGAUCAUUUAAAAAAAGAAACCUCCUACCUUAUCGUCUCCUACGUGAUCGAGGAAAAAACGGCUCAGGUGCUAAACUUUACGGAGUAUCAUGUCCCUCUGAAGGUGCCAAUAUAUACGCAAAGUUUUAUGGACACCCUUGAGGAGGGCAAUCCUCCCAAACAGUACGAACAGGAUGAUGGAAACCUUUCCCCCAUUGGGGAUAAGCUGCAUCAGAAGGAAGAUAUUUGUAACUAUAACUAUGGAGACAACUGUAUGGAAUAUUUAAAAAAUCUCUUUUUAAAGACUUGCAAAGUGGUGGUGCACCCUGAUGAUGAUGUGAAUAAGCGGAGGGAAUUCCUUCAUGUGAUGAACCCUGUAGAGAGGAAGUUCUUAAUAAAUGAACACCAUAAGGGGAUGGAGGAGAGACAAACACAAUUGCCAAGAGAGGCAAAAAAGUGGAGUGAGGAGGAUCACCAAAAAAUAGGUUACUCACAGGGAGGUGUAGCGACAAAAUGGGGGAAAAACAAUUUCUUGAGGUUGUAUACCCAUUUGUCCCACGUGAAAGGUUUCCACUCUUUUCAUCGAAGUCUAUUUCGCGUGUUCCAGGUGUACAGUAGUGCGUUUCAGAGUGGGAAGUUAAACGGCAAAGGGACUAGUCAGGGGGGAUUGAUGGGUAAAGAAGGUGAUCCUGCACAGGACCUGCACAUGGACAAGGCGGAGGUACGCAGAAGCGGAGCAAACGAUGCUACAAACUCCAGCAACAUCAAUAACCUCAAUAACGCCAGAUAUGGGGACACCUCCAGAAAAUUGUCUAACCAGGUGGAAUACAUAAUGAGCACGUACGCCGGAUCGGACAGCGGGUACCACUACUAUCUGAUUAACUACAACAACCAGAACUUCAUUUUAGAGGUGAACGCUAACUCAGAACUGUAUGGAAACCCAUUCGUCAAUAAUAAAAAAAGCAGAGAAAAUAUGACAGACGCGGAGAAGGCCAUAAUAAAAAAUAUGAAGAAAUACAUGAAGGAAGGGAAUAACUUCUCCGUAUACAUUGACCACAUGCCCUCCUCAGAAGUUUAUCACAAUGACUGUGAUAAAUUUAACACUAUAAAAUGGGCGUUGAUUCUGUUUUUCAUCCCGGCCUGGUUAUUACUAAAUGUGGUCUACAUUAUAUAUGUCCAGAAUGUGUGGAGGCAGAUGUUGAACCCGUUAUAUAGACUGAUGUUGUCUCCGUCCAUCAUUCGACUCGCAUCGUACAUCAUGCUAUUACUUUUCUGUAUGAUUCAGUACCCCCAAAACAAUAGUCGCUAUGUGGAGUAUACCAUCUUGUCCUAUAUGGCUCUGAACACCAUGUUCAACACCAUCUUUUAUGGCAACCUCAUUCUUAUAAGUAAAGGGUACAUGAUAACAAGAGGCCAAUUUAGCAAAAGGGAUAAUCUAUCCCUAACCCUAAUUAUUAGUAGUAUAUACAUUCUAACCUCCUUUAAUCAGUUAAAUGUAAUUAAUGAUACUCCCAUAUUAAUUUUUAUCAAUAUGAGUUUGCUAUUUGUACUUGUUAUAAACAUCUUAUCGAUUCAGAAUUUUUUAAAAUUGAGGUUGUCCUUUGUCAGAAGUGUACGGAUGAUGGAUUCAUGGGAAGAGUCACUGAAAAUCAAAUUGAGCAUGUAUAAAAUGUAUCUACUAAUUAUUGUUAGCUUUUUUAGCUUGGAAAUUUUACUGCAUUUGCUGAAAGCCAUGUUUAAUUUUUUAACGGGAACUGUUAUCCUGAUUGAGUAUGCCUUCGAGCUCAUUAUGUGGUGUUGCGUGUUGUACGUUUUUAGGCAUAGGGGUAAUGUGUUGUAUUUUUCUCUCUUAUAUGAUAAUUUUACCUUUAAUAUUAUGCCACUUUACGUAGCCAAGACGAGCGAUGAUAUGUUGGACAUGGUGAACGACAAGCAGUGGACUUUCGAGAGCGCACACUUUCCCAUUUUUAUUUUAAACCCCUGGGAGCAAACCAACCAAAAUUAUCUUUCGCGCAUGGCUGUGGGGUGGCCCCUCGUUGUGCACUACGGAAAGAGGUAUCUCUGA